CCGCCUCUUCUACAUCGACGAGAUCGGACUGUCUUACCCUGCUCAUUGGAGGCUCGAAGAGCGGACACGGUACGAGCAGCUCCUUCGAAGGGUGAUGCCUGCAGUUUCAACCUUGAUCUCAGAGUCUAUCAAGCCGGACGUCGCAAUCAACUUCCAUGUUGAAAGCCUAGCAUCGGCGCACAUGUUGUUUUGGUCUCGACAGAUGAUUAUCGAUAUUAUCCCACCGCCACUCACUUCGAUGCUUCUUGUCUUUCUAGACUUUGGGGGCUACACCAUGCUGAGCUUUCCAUAGUACUUAAUUCGCUUAGACAUGUCGUCAUAGAGCUGAUCAUCUGCAGAAUGGAUGUAUGUUCCAUGUACAGAAAAGUGACGACGACCAGCUGAGCUACCACAGAGUCGGUGAAACCUUUUCGGCGUUUGGAGGUACCCAACGAUGGGAGCAGAAGGUCAGGAGUUUCUGCCGAUGGUACGUGUCGAAUAGUCAAAAGUCCGAGUUGCCACCACGUCAACGCGCAAAGCUCCUUGAGCAGUUCCACCGGGAAAUCAAGAGAUUUGAGACAGGUGAAAUCGAGCCGAUGCGUCUGACCGCCGACGACACUCGCAACAAUAUGCAAAAGUACACUGUAGAUAUUCCAAAGUCUCACGCCGAGCGCUUUUUCUGGGAGGCUUUGAAACAGCCUAUACUACUCGCUGAGAAGAAGAUAGCUGAAGCGGCGUCCCUGGGCUCGCAGGUGAAGAUUAUUCUGUCCGGGGGUAGUGGGAAGAAUUCCGUUGUGCAAGCCUGGCUACAAACGAAAUGCAGAAGCCACGGGAUCCCAGAUCCGUGCUGCCUGUAUGAAAAUCUCGGGAAGGAAGACUCAUGGAACAUAUCCAAGGGGGCAGCGAUAGCAACCGCAAACAGAAUGUCUGUACGGAAAGCCAUGGCGCAAGGGGCGGCGUAUGGCUUCCAGCGGGGGGGCUAUGCACCAAAACAUGCAUGGGAAGAAGAGGUCGAAGUUUCCCUGGACUCGCUGAGAUCGCGUCCGUGGAAAAGGUGGUGCAAUGGCGAAGCUAGAGUCAAGAUUAUCUGCGAUCCUUUCCUACAGAAGAGAAAAUCGCAUCUAAGCUUCUCAUCUUGCUGCGAUAUCAUCGAACUUCCUCAACCACCUAAAGGUUAUUGGCAGUUCACACUUCGAGUUGUAGCCGAAGGCGAUGAUUUACGUCUCGUCGUUGCAAGGGAUUACAUGGGACACACGGGAAAAAAGAUCUACCGUCAGGCCCCAGCUCUAAAUUUGCCACUCUACUACGACCCGUCUUACUGCUGCUGUCUUAUCAAGACAGAUGCAGAUGAUGAAGGUUGUGGUCUCUUGGUCACAGAAUCAGGGGAAAUCAUGGCAUGUCCGAGAGAGCCCAUACUCGAAUCAUCGAUUCCACGCGAGACUGUGAGCAGUCGGAAGCGAAAGAGGACGACAUCGCAGAACGACAAGAACAUUGCAGCCAGGUGCGAGGCAUCCGACCAACUUCAAAGGCUCAAACCAUCAGGCCAUCUUCCAGAACUCAAAAGGGCCCGGAUGUCUCAUUAUCAGACGUCGGCGGACAAGCCGACCUCUGCUGAUGUCGUCGAAGACGCAAUAACUGUGGCAAACAGCAAAUUUGAGGAUGAGCCCAUUAUUUUAGUGCGGUCUGACAUCUUAGACGAUACGCCAUAUUCAUCGUCAGAGCGUCUAGUGGUAGACAAGCGUUUCUGGGGAAAGGGCUUCGUUGCGGACUCUGAGAAAUAUGGUCGAAAUCAUUUGUAGGAACCAGACAUCAGUCCUCUCCGAAUCAAUGUAAAGUAGUCAUCUAGAUUCA
This is a messenger RNA of Colletotrichum godetiae, 1830 nucleotides long. RefSeq lists its product as uncharacterized. The record is from RefSeq and is a predicted model, not a curated record. The coding region runs from base 348 to 1778 and encodes 476 amino acids. The transcript has 4 exons. NCBI's taxonomy places the organism in Eukaryota, Fungi, Ascomycota, Sordariomycetes, Glomerellales, Glomerellaceae.